CUCAACAAGCACAAAUAAGCAUCACGAGUGGCAUUUAUUUCUCCAGAUCAGUUAGAUUUGUUUUUGAAUAAGGGAGGCAGCUGUUCUUGUCUUCACUCUUAGAAAAGCAAAACUAAAGCAACUAGGGAGAAAGGCAGAGCCAUUGGGAAUGGCCAGUCAGCAGGGAGGACCUGAAGCUCUGUGGUGGGUUGGGAGCAUUUUCGUUGCGGCCGGGAGUGAGGGACGAGUUGCAAAACCAAUAGGGGUGACAGGUGAGUUGCGAAACCAGUCUGAAGUAAAAAAUGAGGUUCUCCGAGAGUACAGCAGCGCGGGCAGCAGGCCGGGUUAGCUGCUCAGCGAGCGGAAGUGUCCGGAGCAGGCGGAAGUGUCCGGGGCAGGCGGCUGUGUCACGCCGAGGCACGGUGGCUGCUCGGUGGAUGCAGGAGGCUGGCGGGCGGAGUAAGCUACGUCUAGGUCAAAGAAGGGCAAAGGAAGCCUGACACUGACGCGGAUCGCCUCUGGAUUCCGGGUCCCGGGUGUCUAGUGGGAAGCCAAGGCCGAUCUUCGAGCUCCUGGCACCUCAGAACCUGCUCAGACACUUCCGGCAUUCAAGAAUUAAAUUCUGAAUUAGACUAUAAAUAGGAUGGACAGUUAUUUUAAAGCAGCAGUCAGUGACUUGGACAAACUUCUUGAUGAUUUUGAACAGAAUCCAGAUGAACAAGGUUAUCUCCAGGGUGCACAAAAUGCGUAUGAUUCUAACCACUGUUCAGUUUCUUCAGAGUUGGCUUCCUCUCAGCUAACUUCACUGCUACCAAAGAAUCAACAAUGCAUUAAUUGCUGUGCUACAUCAGAAACAUGCUAUGAAGCAACUCAAUUUUCCCUGAACAAAAAAACACUUGAGGAACUAACUUCUGUACAAAAUGAAAAAAAUGUAACAGGACUUGAUCUUCUUUCUUCUGUGGAUGGUGGCACUUCAGAUGAAAUCCAGCCUUUAUACAUGGGACGAUGUAGUAAACCUGUCUGUGACCUGAUAAGUGACAUGGGUAACUUAGUUCAUGUGACUAAUAGUGAAGAAGAUAUGAAAAAAUUGCCAGAUGAUUUGAAGUCUAGUGUUGAUUCUUUGAUUGGACUGGAUUUAUCUUCAGUUUCCAAAACUCUUUGUGUUUCUUCAACAGACCAUGGCAAUAAUACUGUCAGAGAGGAACAGAAUUAUGUCAAUUCUGACACACAAAAUAAAGAAAUCAGUGGAACUAAAGAAUUGUGCAUAAAAGUAGAUAGAACACUUUCAGAUUCGUGUAAUUAUAGCAGAAAAGAAAAUCUAAAGGAUAAAAAGGUCUCUGAUAAGUUAGAACCUGUUCUUGAUUUUAGCAUGUCAGCUACUUUGACUCAACAAAGUUCACAAAUAUCUGAUGCCAAAGACAACUUACAACACAAGAACCAGCCAUGUGAAUUAGUAAAAGCUGAUGGCUGUUUGGUGAAAGAGGAAUUAGAUGUGGCAGUCAUAGCUACCACAGAAUAUUUAAAAGAAGAAGGCAGCACAAGUGCUUUACCUUGCACACUUCCAAAAAAUGAAAGUUUGUGCUUAAAUGAUUCAAAUUCAAAAGAUGAAAAUCUCAAAUUACCUGACUUUUCCUUUCAGGAAGAUAGUGCUGCUAUAUUUAUAAAACAAUCUGUGAAUGAAGACUCAAGAAGUUUAGAUCUUAAAGACAAUAAAGAUGUAACCAAAGAUUUCUCUUCAACUUUUUGUGUUUCAAGUGAAGAGAUAUAUUCUUCAUUGUCCUGUCUUCCAGGACCUGGCUCUUUGUGUGGAUCAUUAGUUGAAAGUAAAGCUCAUGGUGAUUGUUUAUGUCAGAAUGAACGUAAAGAUAAUAUACAAGAUGAAGUGACUGUGUGUGAAGAAAUACAGAAGAGUAUUAUUCUAGGUGGAGAACCAUUGAAGGAGACUGAUGAUUUGAAACAGGAAAAAUGUAAAAACAUACUUCAUCAGCCAUCAGUUGAAAGUAUGGGAGAUGGGAAGAUAAAUUCUGACCAGAGGGUAAUCAGAGUUGAAUCUUUGGAUUACCCUGAUACCCCCGGUUCUUCUACAGCUGCAGAAUCUCAAAUGGAGCUUUUUGUUGCUAAUGUGCCAGAGUCUCCUGAUCAUUACGAAGGUCUUGCUUUUUCAAGCAAUGAUAGCAAUGGGCAAGACUUAGAUUACUUUAAUAUUGAUGAGAGCCUGAAAAGUGGUGCACUAGUUAGUGAUGCUGAACUUGAUGCCUUUCUAACUGAACAGUAUCUUCAGACCAGUAAUGUAAAGUCAUUUGAAGAAAACGUAAGUGACUCAAAAUCUCAGGUGAAUCAGAUAGAUACAGAAGGCCUAGAUGAUAGAAAUGCCAGUAAUAAAUAUUUCAGUGCUGAAGCAGGAGCUACUGGGGAAAGUUCUGGCGUUAAUAUGAUUUGUGAAACUGUUGAUAAAGAAAAUGCAACAGAAAAUGAUGGCCUUUCUUUAGAGGAAAAAAGUACAAUUCCAAUUGAACAAGGCUUAUCUGGUAGUAGGUCUGAUAUUACAAAUGAGUUAUCAGUCUCUGAUGUUAACAGUCAGUCUGCUCAUGUUGGAGGGGCCAGACCUAAGCAAUUGUUUAGUGUUACAUCAAGACCAAGGAGUUCAAAGGAACCAGAUAAGCCAGAUGUUCCAAAUUUGCCUGAAAAUGAACCCAGCAUAGCAAAUACCAUUGUUCCAACCACUUGUACUACAGAUUCUACAGCUGAUUCUCAGGUUAACUUCAACUCUAAUUACAUUGAUAUAGAAAGUAACUUUGAAGGUGGAUCCAGUUUUGUAACUUCUAAUGAAGGAUCUCUACCUGUAAACACUUGCAAGGAAGGUCUGGUAUUGGGCCAGAAACAACCUACUUGGGUUCCUGAUUCAGAAGCUCCAAACUGUAUGAACUGCCAAAUCAAAUUUACUUUUACAAAGCGACGACAUCACUGCCGAGCAUGUGGGAAAGUAUUUUGUGGUGUCUGCUGUAAUAGGAAGUGUAAACUACAGUAUUUAGAAAAGGAAGCAAGAAUAUGUGUAGUCUGCUAUGAGACUAUUAGUAAAGCUCAGGCAUUUGAAAGGAUGAUGAGUCCAACUGGUUCCAAUCUUAAAUCUGAUCAUUCUGAUGAAUGUGUCACCAUCCAGCCUCGUCAGGAGACUCACACAUCCAGUAUACCUUCACCUACAAGUUUACCAAUCUCAGCACUUAAACAACCAAGUGUUGAAGGAUUAUGCUCCAAAGAACAUAAGAGAGUAUGGUUUGCAGAUGGUAUAUUGCCCAAUGGUGAAGUUGCAGAUACAACAAAAUUAACAUCAGCAAGUAAAAGACAUUCUGAAGAUUUUAGUCCUCUCUUACCUGAUAUGUCAUUGAUGGUAAAUACAGUGGAUCAUGUUCAUUCUACUACAGUGGAAAAAACAAACAAUGAGAUAGGAGAUUCUGUAAGAAGUGAGAUAAUUCAGAGUCCUAUUUUUCACGUUCCAUCUGUGGAAAAACUGCCUAUAAACACAGGAACUGAGAGGUUUCCUACUCCUUGUUCUUUUACCCUAGAAGAUGAUGUGUUUGCAGAAAUUGAAGAGCCGUCUCGUCCUACUGAUACCUUAGUUAACAGCAAUAUAUCUGUUGCUAAUACUUCAGAUUGUAGGUUACUGUGUGGUAUCGAAAAGAAAGUUGGCAAUAAGCUUAGUCUUCUACCUAAUGAUGAAGACGGUUUGCCCCCUCUUCUGGUUGCAUCUGGAGAAGAGGGAUCAGUGCCUAUAGUAGAAGAACACCCGUCUCAUGAGCAGAUCAUUUUGCUUCUUGAAGAUGAAGGUUUUCGUCCUGUUAUAUUUGUCCUAAAUGCUAAUCUUCUUGUAAAUGUCAAGUUAGUAUUUUAUUCUUCAGACAGAUGUUGGUACUUCUCAACCAAUGGACUGCAUGGCUUGGGACAGGCAGAAAUUAUUAUUCUGUUGUUAUGUUUGCCAAAUGAAGAUAGAAUUCCUAAGGACAUCUUCAGACUAUUUGUCACCAUAUAUAAGGAUGCUCUAAAAGGAAAAUACAUAGAAAACUUGGACAAUAUUACUUUUACUGAGAGUUUUCUCAAUAGCAAGGAUCACGGAGGAUUUCUAUUUAUUACACCUACUUUUCAAAAACUUGAUGAUCUUCUAUUACCAAGUAAUCCUUUUCUUUGUGGAAUUCUUAUCCAGAAACUAGAGAUUCCCUGGGCAAAGGUUUUUCCUAUGCGCUUAAUGUUGAGAUUGGGUGCAGAAUAUGAAGCAUAUCCUGCUCCUCUAAUAAGUGUCAGAGGCCGAAAACCUCUUUUUGGAGAAAUAGGACACACUAUUAUGAACUUACUUGUUGACCUUCGAAAUUACCAGUAUACCUUGCAUAACGUUGAUCAGCUCCUGAUUCAUAUGGAAAUGGGGAAAAGCUGCAUAAAAAUACCUCGGAAAAAAUACAGUGAUGUAAUGAAAGUAAUAAAUUCUUCUAAUGAGCAUGUUAUUAGUAUUGGAGCUAGUUUUAGUACAGAAGCAGAUUCUCAUUUAGUCUGUAUACAGAGUGAUGGUGUUUAUCGGACACAAGCCAACAGUGCUAGGGGCCAUCCUAGAAAAGUGACUGGUGCAAGUUUUGUGGUAUUUAAUGGGGCUCUAAAAACAUCCUCAGGAUUUCUUGCUAAAUCCAGCAUAGUUGAAGAUGGCUUAAUGGUACAAAUAACUCCAGAGACUAUGGAUGGCUUGCGGCUAGCUCUACGAGAACAAAAAGACUUUAAAAUUACAUGUGGAAAGGUUGAUGCUGUAGACCUAAGAGAAUAUGUGGAUAUCUGCUGGGUGGAUUCUGAAGAAAAAGGAAACCAAGGUGUUACUAGUUCAGUGGAUGGAACAUCAUUACAAGGAAUUCAAAGUGAAAAAAUGAAACUGGAAGCAGAUUUUGAAACUGAUGAGAAGAUUGUAAAGUGUACUGAGGUGUUCUACUUUCUAAAGGACCAGGAUUUAUCUAUUUCAGCAACUCGUUAUCAGUUUGCAAAAGAAAUAGCCAUAGCUUGUAGUGCUGCACUGUGCCCUCACCUGCAAACUCUAAAGAGUAAUGGGAUGAAUAAAAUUGGCCUCAGGGUUUCCAUUGACAUGGAUAUGGUUGAAUUUCAGGCGGGAUCUGAAGGCCAACUUCUUCCUCAGCAUUAUCUAAAUGAUCUUGAUAGUGCUCUGAUUCCUGUGAUCCAUGGUGGGACCUCCAACUCCAUGAGUUUACCAUUUGAAAUAGAAUUAGUAUUUUUCAUUAUAGAAAAUCUUUUUUAGUGAAAGGAUGUGUGUCAUACUGUAUGUUGACAAACUGACUUGUUAAAACUAACUCCAGCACUAAAAGUGAAAUGCCACAAACACUAAGAGUAAAUAUGUUUGAUGCUUGAAACAUGUAAGCUUUGCUUUUUAGGCAGGAAUGAUCUUUUUAAAUCAUUAGCACAAUAUUUAAAUCUCUAAAAAUUUAAGAGAUCUACAGUUUUUGAAGCUUUACACUUAAUACAAGUACUAAAAAGACAAAGAUUUCUUCUGUCUUUAAGAAAUUUGUAGCAUUUAUUGUAUAUUAUUUAAAUGCUAUGCCAAAGUAUCUGCACUUAGGUAUACCUCUUUAUGUCAAGAACAAUUUAAAUGAAGGCCCUUUUCAGAUGUAACCUUACAAGGGAAAUAGCUGUUUUGUGUAUAUGCCAGUUAGAUUAUUGAUUUCUAAGUCUGUUAAGAAAUGUAUUUCAGUGGUAUAGUUUCCAGAUCUUAGACCUACAUAAUUCUUUGAACAAGGCAGAUAACUUAUUUGUAUAAUUGGAGUGGAGACCUACCUCCAUGAUUAUAUCAACUCAUUGUGUGGAUUAAAAUAAGAAUUUUGCCUUUUUUCUUCUCAAAUUAUUAUAUAUAUAUAUAUCUUUUUCUUGAUUAAAUGGUUAUUCUUAAAAUAAUUGUGGGUGCUUCAGGAUUUGUGCUUCUGUAAGUAUAUUGUUUUUAUAGCAAGAACAUGUGAUUUGGUAUGUGUUUUAUAAAUCUUUAAUAAUUAAUAAAUAGGUAAUAUUUUUGUAUUGCACUGCAUUAUUUUUCCUCCUAUCCUUCUGAAGUAUACCACUGUAUUUACCACUUCUAAGAGUGACUGACAACAGGCCAGAUGACCCUUGAAGUAGUCAUUAUGUAGCAAUAAAAGAUGCCUGAAAUAGGUUUUUUUUUUUACCUCUCCUUUAAACCUUAGAAAUUUCUUGGCAAGUCUGCAUAUUUUCAUUGACACUAAUGUAUUAAAUAUAAAUUGUAAUGAACUAAAUACUUUUGCAUAUUUAAAUUCUUUAUAUGGUAGUUAUUCUUUAUAACAGGUUAUUAAGGUAAGUUCAAUUCUGUGCAUUUGAAACUGUUACAGAACUUUCCUCUUCAAACAGCAAAAUAAAAGUAUAUUGUGUCACAAAAAGGGCAUAUUUUAGUUCUGCAUUUAAGUUUAUAAAAUGUAAUUAAUGAUUUAAAAAAUUCUUAUGUUGAUUAUAUAUGUUUUUGUAUCAAGAAACACUGUAUAUCUCCAGAAAAAGAAACUACACUGAAUAGCCCUAUUUUAAGAAAAAUACUAUGGAGCAUAUUAACUUGAAGACCAAGCUAGGUUGUAACUCAGGACCUGAGAUCUCAGGCUAGGAGAGACUCAGAAUUUUAGUCAUUUUGGUCAUAUAGUCCUACUGAGUUACACCAGUAAUACUAGACAAAGACACAAUAUGGAGGAGAAUAUCAGUCUUCUGGAAGUAGCUACUUCAUAAAUAACAUAAAAUUUGCAGAUGUCAAAUAAAAUGGCAACAUGUAAUCUGUGAUUGAAAUGGUAAAAGAUAAAGACAACUGCAUAUCAAACUUAUGUUUCCUUUAUAUAGUAUGUAUUUUGUAAUAUAAGUAGCUCACAGUGUAUGAAUACUGAACAUUUUUUUUCAUUUUUGUGAACUUACUUUAAAAUAACCAAAUGGUGGAGGACUCUUCCCAUGAUGGGAUAGCUUUGGACUUGUUUUCAUAAAGUCUUUGUUAAUAAAAGUUGGAAUUAUGUGCCUUUGGAGGCACAUUUUCAAGUAUUCUUUGUAGAUGUGUAUGUUUCUGAAUGCAUUUGUUACUUACUUGGUCAUGUUCUUCGCAUUGGUACUUAAUUUGAAAUUUUAAUUUUUUUUAAGUCGAAUAAUAGAAUAUUCUUUAUACUCAGGGUAAUGGCCAGUGUUUGGUCUUAGGCCUUUUAGUACUCCUCUUUCUCUGAAUUUUGAAAUAGGAAGUAAAAUCUACUUCAUUUGUCUAAUGCAGCCAUACAAUAAACUGUGUGUCUAUAUUGUU
Messenger RNA from Manis pentadactyla (Chinese pangolin), 7288 nucleotides. It is a transcript of the gene ZFYVE16, whose product is annotated as zinc finger FYVE-type containing 16. Bases 623 to 5263 code for a protein of 1546 amino acids. The transcript is spliced from 18 exons. The record is from RefSeq and is a predicted model, not a curated record. Gene Ontology annotation, cellular component: early endosome membrane. Gene Ontology annotation, biological process: endosomal transport; protein targeting to lysosome. Lineage: Eukaryota; Metazoa; Chordata; Mammalia; Pholidota; Manidae. Gene Ontology annotation, molecular function: metal ion binding.